AGCUACAGUAUGUCUAAAAAUAGAUACUAGGUCACAAAGCCGAAAUAAAUCCAAGACAAAGAUGAUCUCAGCAAGUAUACAUUAAAAUAGUAACAUAUUAAUAAUACAAAUUUUAGAUGAAGUUUGAAGCAUGGCUACUUCAGAUGACACAGAUGUUUCUAUAUUUAAAAGUUGCUUUAAGCAAGUGAAAGAAUUUGUCGUAGGAACUGAAGAAGAUGAAGCAUCAAAUAUGGAAAUUGAUCAAGCAGAAGAUGAUUCAACAGAAUAUGAUUUUAGACACAGCAGAAGGGGUAUAGCUGUUGUCAUUGUUAAUGAAUAUUUCCAUGGUCACAGUAACCGCUCUGGAGCUGGACUAGACAGAGACAUGUUGGUGGAAUGCUUCAAGUCACUUAAGUUUGAUGUUAGAGUCUUCACUAACUUAAGUGGAUCUGAUACAAUGAAAGUGCUUCAAGGAGUCAGCAGAGAAAUGUGUCACGACAGAGACUUCGAUUGUUUUGCCUUUGCUAUGAGUACCCAUGGUGAUAAAAUAAGUUAUUAUGAUACUCAUGAGAAUAAAGCAAUAGAGGAAGAUAUAGUACAUGCUACAGAUGGUUAUAUUCGUACAGCCGAUAUACUUGAUGUUUUUUCCGAUGAAAAUUGCAACGGAUUAGAGGGAAAACCAAGGUUAUUUUUUCUGCAGGCUUGUCGUGGAGAUAAGUUAGAUCCAGGAACAGAAUCGUCUGUGGUUAAAGAAAAUUAUGAUGAGAUUGAUGGUUAUUAUAAUAAAGAAAUCAUCACAAGGCUUCCAUGUAGAAAAGAUUUCUUAGUAAUGUAUGCCACACCACCAGGUUUUUUUGCAUUUAGACGACCACAACAGGGUUCAUGGUUUGUGAUACAUCUUUGUCGCAUCUUGAGUCAAGCAAGCAGUGAAAUGUCAAACUUGUGUAAACUUCUACGCUGGGUAACAAAAGCCGUGGGACAUCAAUUUGAAUCAUCUGCAGCAAAUCCUACAUUUGAUAAAAAGAAACAAACACCAUGCAUAUACUCUAUGCUUGUUAAAGAUAUUCACUUGGCAUAAGAUGGAAUGGUUUCUACAUGAAAUACAAUUUUUUCCAUUCAUAAACAUGAAAUAAUUUCUGUCUUCCUUACUUGCCAUCAUAAAAUUUUCUGAGAUUAAUAAUGCUAUUUAAUGUUUCUUUUCUCAAAUGAGAAAAAAUUCCAGAAAUUAGGACAAUUUGUAAAAUGUCUGAUAGAAAAGCUACCUAAUUUGCCUUUAUGAUAAACGUAAACAAGGUGGGACAUUAUAAAAGUAAACCAGCAAGGCUUUGGAAUAAAGUUUCAAAGCAUUAAAGUAGUUAUUAUGUGGAAUAUGGUAUUGUCAAGAAUUAUUUUUCUAUGUAUUUGGCAGCAAGUAUGAACUAAAUCUUCAUUUCUAUCUUAUAAAAUGGUUUCAUUCACUUAUAGUAAGCAAUUGUCAUUAAAAUGUUGAGAUAUUUAAUGUUCAUAAGCAAUGGUCUUUUAAACUACAAGCAAGUAUAUAAAAUGGUUUCAUUCACUUAUAGUAAGCAAUUUUCAUUAAAAUGUUGAGAAAUUUAAUGUUCAUAAGUAUUUUAGUGACAGAGAAAUGUAAUUUUUAAAACAUACAAGAAAUGAUUCCAAGUGUCAUAUUUUUAAUUUUUUAUCGUGCCAUUGUGAUUUUAAUCUGUUUGUUAUCAAUAAUUCUUCAUUUAUAUACUUUACUGUUGUUUUAUUUUAUCAGUAAUGAUUUGGUGCGUUUCUUUUGGUUUUAAACUUUGAUUUACUAUACAAUGCCAUAGGCUUAUGUAUUUAUAUUUACAUAUGCAAACAUAUUUAACAUUGGAGAUUUUAUUAGUUGAUGUCUCCCCUUUUACUGUUUAUUUUAUGUAUUAGUAUUAUAUAUAUAGUAUUACAUAUUAGUAAAAAUUUGUUUAUGUUAUACAUUUAUAUCACAUAGAGUUGUAACAAUCGGUUUGUGUUUUUUUAUUCAUUAUUGUUUUUUGUUAGUAUUAUUAUUAUUAACACCUGCUCAUUUUAAAUCAAUGUUUUCAUGUGGUGAUACUACACAAUUUUAUUUUCAUUCCUGCCCUUAAAGAGACAUGAUCACUCUCACCAAGGUAUAUUAUGCUUUCAUUUAGCUACUCAAAGUACCAGAAAAAAAUGGAUUUGACUCAUAAAUUGACAGUUAACAUUUAUGUCUAUAUAAAAGACUUCAAAAGUGCUAAUGCCUGUUUAAUAAAAAUAUAAGCCUCUUUAUAGAGAUCCUGCCAACAUUAGUUGUCCAGGCUUAUAUACAGUGUAUUCAUAUAAAUUUUCACAUAUUUUGUCAUAAUCAUGUCAAACUAUUAUGAAUUUUCUAUUAUUAUAAAUCUCUAGAAUCUAUGCAAUUGUUGAAUUUAUGAAUCUAUUUUUAGAUGGGUUAAAAGUUUACUCUUAUACCGUAAUUUAUACAUUUUGUCUUUAUUAAUGAAUAUUUUUAAGUAUACUUUCACCAAUUAAUCUAACAUAAUAGUAUUCUUUUUGAUGUACUGUACCAACUCAGCAACUCCAUUUACACAAAGAAUAAAAUCAUAGUAACAAAGUAUGUGACUUGAGUUAAUCAAACUGUGUUAUAAUCACAAUCUACUAUUGUUAUUAGGCUUGGAAUAAUUGAAUGUUAUAUUUAAAUUUCAAUCUUAUAUAGUCAAAACAAACGAAUUACAUAAAGGAACAAUAUAAUUAUCUCAUUUUAAUUCUGAUCUUAAUCAUUUUUGUUGUAUUGUUGACUUUAUCUGUGGUUGUUUAAUUUAGCUGAUUUUAAUAAAGAUGUUACUAUUAGAAA
Messenger RNA from Patella vulgata (common limpet), 2818 nucleotides. Its product is annotated as caspase-3. Lineage: Eukaryota; Metazoa; Mollusca; Gastropoda; Patellidae. The transcript has 6 exons. Gene Ontology annotation, biological process: proteolysis. The record is from RefSeq and is a predicted model, not a curated record. Bases 131 to 1057 code for a protein of 308 amino acids. Gene Ontology annotation, molecular function: cysteine-type endopeptidase activity.